This is a messenger RNA of Pantherophis guttatus, 3194 nucleotides long. RefSeq names its product angiomotin like 1 (gene AMOTL1). Gene Ontology annotation, cellular component: bicellular tight junction; plasma membrane; cytoplasmic vesicle. Gene Ontology annotation, biological process: actin cytoskeleton organization; regulation of cell migration; establishment of cell polarity involved in ameboidal cell migration. Lineage: Eukaryota; Metazoa; Chordata; Lepidosauria; Squamata; Colubridae. The record is from RefSeq and is a predicted model, not a curated record.
AGGUUAAAAAAAAAAAGAAGGAUUGAGAUGUUAAUGCCUCUUUCGUUCAUCGAAUAUGCCAUCUUCGGUUGCCUAGCAACUGAUACAAGGCCAGUUGGAUUGCAAGAGAGAACGCUGUUGAUAGGCAAGAGUUGCUGUGUCAAUUCAGGUGGGUUCAGGACCGAAAUGUUCCAUCCAGCUGUGGAAUCCAAAGCCAGGGAUGCUUCUUCUGAGGUCAGGUUGAGGCUUCGGUGAAGAAAGAAGAUGGGAGCAGGGAAACCCUGCCAAAAUAAGGAGACACUGAAGCUCCCCAAGUUAUUCCAACAGUUUUUGGGGUCCAUCACUUGGGCCCCCCCUCGAUCUGCUAUUCUUCCAGUACUCCUGUGCAGGUACUGGAAGGCACUGACUACCUUCAUACAGAUCCUCAUCUGUUUGGCAAUAGGCAAGAUGGUUCCCCAUUAAUGGUAGAAGCGGUCAAUAAUAUUGAAGCUGAAGACCCUUUAUGCACCUUCUACCCCCCAAGCUUUCUCCAGGGUUCAGAGGUGGAAAUGAGAGGUUCGGAGGAUGUUGUCCCCGGCACUGUUUUACAGCGGUUGAUUCAGGAGUUGCGUUAUGGCAACCCCAACGAGAAUAUGAACCUGCUGGCUCUCCAGCACCAAGCUACGGGGAGUGCAGGACCCUCCAACUCCACUGCCAGCAGCACCCUGUCUUCUUCUGCGGAAAACCUGGUGCCGGAAGACCCACAAAUGGUCCAGCAGUCAGCACGGCAGGAACCACAAGGCCAGGAACAUCAAGGGGAUAAUACGGUGAUGGAGAAGCAGACCAGAGGCUCCCAGCCUCAGCAGAACAAUGAAGAAUUACCUUCUUACGAAGAAGCCAAAGCUCAGUCUCAGUUUUUUAGAAGUCAGCAGCCUAGUGUCGUCGGGCCCAGUUUCUACAUGGCCAGCAGCACCGGUCCAAAAUCUAAAACAGAAGGUAGACCAACUUUGGCCCGUGCCAACAGUGGACAGGCCCACAAAGAUGAGGCUCUGAAGGAACUGAAACAAGGCCACGUACGCUCUUUGAGCGAGAGAAUCAUGCAGCUUUCCUUGGAAAGGAAUGGGGCCAAACAGCAUUUUCCUUGCUCGGGGAGAAGCAAAGGGUUCAAAUCCAGUGGGCCUUCCCCUUCCCCGGCUUCCAAUAAAGGCAUGGAUCUGAGAGGACCCCCUCCAGAUUAUCCAUUCAAGAUCAAGCAGGGGGGCUCUCCAGGAAGCAAAAGUCAAGAGCCGGGUGUGUUUUUUAACGAACAGCAUUCCAGAAUGAUUCAAGAAAUGACAAAGGCAUCCUAUUCAGCAUCACAGCCAGCGAGGAGCGAAGGAGCUAUUGUCCGAUAUCAGGGUCCCCCAGAAUAUGGCAUUACCAGUCAUCAGUGUGCAUCGUCUUUUCCAUCACUGCCAACACCCCAGGAGCACAGCCCAAUGUCCUCCCAGACCUCCUCGCUUAGCGGCCCCCUGCACUCUGCGUCUCUGCCGCCUCUCUCAAUGGCCACAGCAUCCCAGUCUCUGCCCGCAACUCCGCCUAGUCAACAGCCCCUCACACCAGAUGCCUUCACGAUAGUACAACGAGCCCAGCAAAUGGUGGAGAUGUUGUCUGAAGAUAAUGAAGCCCUGCAGAAGGAGCUGGAGGGCUACUACGAGAAAGCAGACAAACUUCAAAAGUUUGAAAUGGAAAUUCAGAGGAUUUCAGAAGCUUAUGAGGACCUGGUGAAAAUCACCACCAAGAGAGAGUCACUAGACAAGGCAAUGCGAAACAAACUUGAAGGUGAAAUCAGAAGACUCCAUGAUUUCAACAGGGACUUGCAUGACCGACUGGAGACUGCAAAUAGGCAACUGGCCAGCCGAGAAUUUGAGGGACAUGAAAAUAAGGCAACAGAGGAUCUUUAUGCCUCUCAGAACAAAGAGUACUUGAAGGAGAAGGAGAAGCUAGAAAUGGACUUGACGGCCUUGCGCCUGACCAAUGAGGAGCAUCGAAGGCACAUUGAGAUCCUGGACCAGGCUCUGAACAGCGCUCAAGCCAAAGUCAUCAAACUAGAAGCAGAGCUGCGGAAGAAGCAAGCACAUGUCGAGAAGGUAGAGAAGCUCCAGCAGGCCUUGACCCAACUUCAGGCAGCCUAUGAGAAGCGAGAGCAGAUGGAGCAUCGGUUACGCACCAGGCUGGAAAGAGAGUUGGAAUCCCUGAGGCUGCAACAGAAACAAGGGAAUUACCAAGCAGCCCCUGUGCCUGAGUACAACGUCCCAGCCUUAAUGGAGUUAGUGCGGGAGAAGGACGAGAGGAUCCUGGCUUUAGAAGCCGACAUGACCAAGUGGGAGCAGAAGUACCUCGAAGAGAGCACCAUCCGGCACUUUGCCAUGAACGCUGCAGCCACGGCUGCCACAGAAAAAGAUACUUUGGCCACCAACCACUCCCGCAGUGGCAGCUACAGUGAGAGUUCCCUGGAAGUCCGCAUAUGGCAGGAAGAACAGGAGAAGAUGCAAAACAGCCAGAAGUGUCAGGACAUGGAAUACACAAUAAAGAAUCUGUAUGCAAAAAUCAUCGAGAAAGAUGCCAUGAUCAAGGUCCUUCAGCAGCGAUCCAGGAAAGAUACCAGCAAAGGAGAUUCUGCAAGUUUGCGGCCCGCUCAGUCAGUGCCAUCGAUAGCCGCGGCUACAGGAACACACUCCCGUCAGACCUCCCUUAACCACACUCAGGGCGUUGAGGAGAAGAAAGAAGAGAAGUCUUGGAAAGAAAGUAUUGGUUUGCUGUUAGGGAAAGACACCUCUGAACAGUCACCCAUCCCUUCGUUGACCCUUCCAACUCCUUCUUUGUCCUCUACAAUGUCUUCAUGGCCAAUCACCAUCUGCCAUGCUAAAAUGGGCAGCAAAGACAACAGCACUCAGACAGACAAAGGCACGGAGCUUUUCUGGCCCACUGCAGCUUCUUUUCCGGGUAGAGGGAAACUGAGUCACUGUUCUGGCAGCAGUCCAGCCCUGAGGCACAUCGCAGGCAAAAAUGCUGGGGAGAAACCGGAAAACUCUUCCAGCUGUGCGAAGCUCCUGGACAGCAGCAGAAGCCGAGUUAGCCAUCUGCUUCACAAGCCUGAAUUUCCAGAUCCAGAUAUGAUGGAAGUCCUUAUUUGAAGCCAUGGAGCUUUUGCUGCUUUGGGGGAAGCACCUCUCCGCCCUGGAGAGAGAGAGAGG